Messenger RNA from Corapipo altera (White-ruffed manakin), 789 nucleotides. RefSeq names its product antigen peptide transporter 1-like. Gene Ontology annotation, biological process: transmembrane transport. Gene Ontology annotation, molecular function: ATP binding; ATPase-coupled transmembrane transporter activity; ATP hydrolysis activity. The record is from RefSeq and is a predicted model, not a curated record. Lineage: Eukaryota; Metazoa; Chordata; Aves; Passeriformes; Pipridae.
CAUCCCCUCUCCCGCUGUUCCCAUUCCCGCUGUUCCCAUUCCCGCUGUUCCCAUUCCCGAUCCCAUCCCCUCUCCCGCCGCCAGGGGGUGUCUCUGUCUCUGGCUCCAGGGGAGCUCCUGGCCGUGCUGGCGCCCCCUGGCGGCGGGAAGAGCUCCCUGGCGGCGGCGGCGCUGGGACUGCGCCCCCUGGCGGGCGGGGCGGUGCUGCUGGACGGGACCCCCCUGAGCCCCCGCGCGGACCCCGCCCUGCGGAGACAGGUGGCUGGUGUCCUGCAGUCUCCGUCCCUCCUGUCCCGCUCCCUCAGUGCCAACAUCACGCUGGGUUGGGGAUACGGGGAGGGGAUGCAGGUGACACAGGUGACAGCGGCGGCACAACGGGUGGGGGUGCACACCUGGGCCACACGGCUGCCACAUGGCUACAACACAGAGGUGGGCCCGCGGGGGAUGCAGCUCUCAGGGGGGCAGGCGCAGGGGGUGGCGCUGGCCCGGGCCCUGCUCAGGAUCCCCCUCAGGCUGCUGGUGCUGGAUGAACCCACGCGGGCGCUCGACCCCAUGACCCGGUGCCAGGUGGAGCAGGAGCUGCUGGGUCCUGGUGGCCUCGGGGCUGGGGAGGGGCCGGCGGUGCUGCUGGUGACAGGGCAGGUGGCCCUGGCCCGGCGGGCACCCAGGGUAGCCCUGCUGGAGGGGGGGCGGCUGCGGGAGCUGGGCAGCCCUGAGGAGCUGGGGACACCUCCCUGGGAGACAGCAGGGGACAGCAGGGACACCUGGGAAUGGGGGGGGGGACACUGA